This is a messenger RNA of Coccinella septempunctata (seven-spotted ladybird), 743 nucleotides long. RefSeq lists its product as uncharacterized. The record is from RefSeq and is a predicted model, not a curated record. The coding region runs from base 147 to 695 and encodes 182 amino acids. Lineage: Eukaryota; Metazoa; Arthropoda; Insecta; Coleoptera; Coccinellidae. The transcript is spliced from 3 exons.
UUGUUUUCUUCGGCAUACGGAGUGGACAGCAUUGAAAUAGGUGUGCCAUUUUCAUCAAGUAUAUAUAAGAUUUGCCCAACCAUUGACUUCUUCGAUUCUUGUGAUAAAGUGACCUAGGGAGGAACAUCUUUGAUACCAACGAAAAAAUGAAGUGGACGUGCUUGAUUGUCAUUGUUUGUUCCAACGUCUACGGAGCAUGCAGUCAAAGAUUUGGGCCUGCUUCUAUACUACAAGACAGCAGGUUGGAGCCAAAAGUGGAUGGUACCUUUGGUUUCCUGUACAGAACAGAAGAUGGUAUCACCAGUGCUGCUAGGGGUAAUCCGGACGGCAAGAUACAGGGGCGUUUCACAUACACCGAUCCGACAGGAUUGAAAGUCAAUUUCAACUACAACGCUGGUUCCAGAAGAGCACCAGGAUAUACCAAUGAUGGCCCAGAGGAUGACGGCACAUACGACCCUAGAAAAUAUGAAAACCCCGACCAGAAUCUCAGACCACAGCCCAAUUACCAAAACCAACCCGAACAGCCAAGAAAUACACAAUAUUCUGUUGCUGAAGAACAGGACAACCAGCAAGUGUAUAAUCCCCCACCACCAGCAAUCUCCGCAGACAUCUAUCAGCAGAGGAGGUCUAGGCCAAGGCCUCAAUUCAACGAUGUCUACGAACAACCAAGACCGCGUUACAACCCGAGAUACUAGCGUCAUAAUUUAGUGUUAAGUUAGUGGUAAAUAAAUGUAUGUAUUGAU